UAUCUACCUAUCUUACUAUAACCAUCUCUCUCUUCUUUAAUUGCCUGCCACAUAAGCAUGUUCACGAGUCCCAAGUACAUGAUACUACUUAUGUUACCCCCACUAUGACCAGCCUCAUCAUGAGGAUCAUGUGCUAGGGUGUAUGUGUGGUGAAAUUGAGAGACAUGCCGACCUUAGAAGGGACAGAGAGUUUCUGAGCCAAGCUCAAGCGAGUUUGGGUGAACUGUUUUUUUUAAUAAUGUGAUUUUUUUUUGACAAAUAUUGACAAAAGUUUCAACUGUCUGUAAAAAUUUGUCAUGGAAUCACAUUCAUGUGAGGCGUGGUAAAAAAAGAAAAACAAAUUCAGUGCUCACCGGGCCCGGCAGCCCAACUUCUCUCUGCGUCGCCGCGAAAUUUCCAUCAAUUCCCCACUGUCCACCGGAACCGGGGUGGUGGUAGUGCUCGAUGUGUGUUCGGCGAAAUGUCACCGCAAAGCUAGCGCUGCCUCUCCUCUCGGCGCGCGUGCUUGCCGGGGUCGAUUCCGGUCGCCGCGCGCGCAAGGUGCUCGGCGUAAUGGCUUCCUCGGUUGCCUAUGCUGCACCUCCUUCGGCGCCGUGCAGUGCGUGCCGACAUGCCGCCACGAGACCGAGGUCAAGGAGAGGAGGCCGACAAGGACGACUCCACUACCGGGCCGCUCGCUGCAAUCCACUGGCCGGGUAGUCUGUGCGGUGGUGUCUUGACGCGGCCGCACCCGUGUCCUCGUACACGCGACGUCGCCGUCGGGGCCCCGGGGAGCGUACUGAUUGCGCGUGCCGACCUGGCCUCAGGGUCUCCGAAGACGGCGCGCGCCGCGCUGUCGCGCACCCUUGUUUUGGCCAGGUAUGGCACGUGGUCGCCCUGCAGCUGCGGGGCUCCAUCUGAAACUAUUGGUAGAUCAUUGAAUCCGGAUAAAAGAUCAGGUCCCCUCUACAGACUACAGUAUAUGUACCAAUUGUUAAAAUUGUUAACUAGCAGUAGCGCAUAAUAAGCAAUGAGGUACACUAGUCUUCCCUGACGUUAUCACUGUGUGCCACUUGUAUUUGUAAAAUUCGUUGAGAUCAUCUUGUUAGUUUACUGCGUAAGUUCAUUUAGGUUGAUGGAGGAUAGCACUUAAGUUAUGCACCAAGGCCAUGGCGACAAGAUUACCACAACAAGAUCGGUUGGAAUGUAAUUAGUUGCGCACUGUUUCAGGCCGGUUCUGUUCCGGAGCUUAAUGAAUACACUGAAAUGCUUGAGGCAUGGGAUUUACUUGCCAUUCCGAUUUAUCAUUCUACUAUGAGAUGACCAAACCAUAAGAGAGGACAGCCUUUCUUCUAAUGCCAACAAAGGAAUCAUAGAGUCAAGUCUAAAAGUUGCAAUUAUGUCGCGGCCGUAUCCUUUCUAUUGGUGGGAGAUACGCCAUUAUCAUGACGAAACUGUUUCGAAAUAGCCAUUUCUUAUUGGAGCGUACCAUAGCCACACUGGCAACUGUACACUGACCCUCCUGAUCUAUAAUUGUGGAACAUGACAACCGUAAUACGCAUAUGAAAGCAUUUGCUAGUCCCAUGGAUAUACAUAUAUGCCAGUCUCUGCCUCUCUCCCUCUCUCUCUUGGAUAGAAGCCUGAAGCCUCUAGUUUGCUCACAAGAAGCAUGAACCUAUGUGCAGCAAUUCUCCUAUUCUACAUGUUCCAGUUGAUCCAUGGACAGCCUGAUUAUCUAGGUUUCAUAAGCAUCGAUUGUGGCAUCCAAGUGAAUUCUACCUACCAAGAUUCCAUUUCAAAUAUGAUAUAUGUAUCAGACUAUGGUUUCAUCACCCCUGGAGAAAACCGUGGCAUCUCCUCAGAUUACGUAAAGCCAUCACUGGUGAAACGCUAUCUGAAUCUCCGGUUCUUUCCACACGGCGCAAGGAAUUGCUACACCCUGAGAUCCUUGGUGAUGGGAAACAAGUACCUUGUUCGUGCCGCCUUCUACUAUGGAAACUAUGAUGGCCUGGGCAAACCUCCUGUCUUUGAUCUGUACAUGGGGACAAGCUACUGGCAUGAAGUUAGCUUCAGUGAUGCAGGAGCAUUCAACUGGAUGGACAUCAUAGUUGUGGCUCCUGAUGAUUACUUGCAAGUUUGUUUGGUGAACAAAGGUAUGGGUAAUCCAUUUAUUUCUGGGCUGGAUUUGAGGCCACUGAAGAAUACCCUUUACCCAGAGGUAAAUGCAACUCAAUCGCUCGUGCUGGUUAAUUCUAAUCGGUUCCACAUGGGGCCUACAGACGGUUCAGUAAUCAGGUACCCCUCGGAUUCCCAUGACCGCAUCUGGACGACAUAUAAUGCAAUUCCAAACUCUACUGAGAUAUCUUCAACAUCUGUAAUUCAGAAUAACCUCAGGGAUGUCUAUGAUGUGCCAUCAUCUGUUAUGCAAAAUGCAGCGACUGUUAAUAGCUCAAGAAUUGAUUUCUCAUGGAGUCCAUCUGAUCCAUCAGUGAACAUAAGCUCCAAAUACUUUUUUAUUUUCUACUUUGCUGAGCUGCAGAAUGUACGGAGCAAUGCAGUGCGGCAGUUUGAUAUCAUUAUCAAUAACAAGACAUGGAACAAGCAACCUUACACCCCAACAUUCCAAGUCACCGAUUAUUUUUCCGGGAUUUUGCACGGGAUGGAAAAUUAUAGUGUCUCACUUGUUGCUACAAAAAAUGCAACACUUCCACCUAUCCUCAAUGCCAUGGAGAUGUACUUGGUGAAACCGAUAACUAUGGUUGCAACUGAUCCUGGAGAUGCAGCUAGAGCCAUGAUGGCAAUCCAAGACGAUUUUGGUGUGAUAGAAAACUGGAUGGGUGAUCCAUGUACUCCGAAGGCUUUUAUAUGGAGAGGAUUAAACUGCUCAUAUCCACCAGCAGGUGCCUCUAAAAUAAUGGCACUAAACUUGUCUUCCUUUGGGUUGGUUGGUGCCAUCUCUACUAAUUUUAGAGAUCUCAAAGCACUCCAGUAUCUGGAUUUAUCACACAACAACUUGUCUGGUCCUAUUCCGAAUUUUCUUGGGCAACUUUCCUCACUAAUGUUUCUGGAUUUGUCCAGCAAUGAUCUGAGUGGACCAAUUCCUUACAACCUUUUACAAAGGUCCCAAAAUGGGUCCUUAUUACUAAGGGUCGGUGAUAAUGCAAAUCUUUGUGCCAAUGGUACUGCCUGCAGAUCAGGUCGAAAGAAAAUCAACGGGACACUUCUCGUUGCAAUAGUUGUACCAAUAGCUGCUGCCUUUGCACUAUUUGUUAUCUUUCUUUUGCUGUGCCAAGUGCUCAAAGGAAAAGCUAAGCGAAACACUACUGGCCAUGAAGAUAAAUCAGCAUUACUUGAGAACCGAGAGUUCUCUUACAAAGAACUGAAGCAUAUUACGAAUAACUUCAGUCAAGAGAUUGGAAAGGGCGGGUUUGGACCUGUCUUCCUUGGUUACUUGGAGAAUGGAAACCCAGUUGCUGUGAAAGUGCGUUCCGAGUCAUCUUCCCAAGGGGGUAAAGAGUUUCUGGCUGAGGCUCGGCACUUGACCAGGAUUCAUCACAAGAAUUUAGUUUCUUUGGCUGGCUACUGCAAGGACAGAAAUCAUUUGGCCCUUGUUUACGAGUACAUGCCCGAAGGGAACCUGCAGGAUCAUCUGAGAGCCACUUCUACUUGUAAACCACUCAGUUGGGAGCAGCGCCUUCAGAUCGCCCUUGAUGCUGCACAAGGUCUUGAGUAUCUGCACAUCGCUUGUAAGCCAGCAUUGAUACACAGAGAUGUGAAGAGCAGGAACAUCCUCCUGACCACAGAUCUUGGGGCUAAGAUUGCUGAUUUUGGCCUGACCAAGGCUUUCAGUGACUCCGAAACACAUAUAACCACGGAACCAGCUGGUACUAUGGGCUACUUAGAUCCUGAGUACUUUCGCAGUUAUCACAUCAGUGAGAAGAGCGACCUGUACAGCUUUGGCGUUGUCCUCCUGGAGCUCAUCACGGGCCAUGCCCCGGUCAUACCUAUUAAUGACAGCAUGAGCAUCCACAUCGGCGAGUGGGUGCACCAGAGCCUCGACCAUGGAAACAUCGAGAGCAUUGUGGAUGCAAAGAUGGGAGGGGACUAUGACAUCAACUCUGUCUGGAAAGCUGCUGACUUGGCGCUGCAUUGCAAGCGAGACGCCUCCCGAGAGCGGCCGACGAUGGCGGAGGUGGUGGCGCAGCUUAAGGAGUGCUUGGAGCUCGAGAACCGUCGUGACGGGAGGAGAAGAAGCUUGGGUUCGAAUGGUGAUGAUUCGACCUGUCCUGGAGAGGCAAGUGCACUUGAGAUAGAAGAAGAAGAAAAGCAGCACGAUGGGGAGAUACAAGCGGCUGCUGGCCCUGCAAUGAGAUAAUAGGUUUGAUGAUCUUGCAUAAAUGCUGGAGGUUUGAGCGCUCUCGUCUUACCUUUCUGAUAAGCCGUCAUCCUGUCUUUCUUUGUGAUGUUCUCAAAUUUCUGGCAAUGCUUAGAUGGAGUCUACCUGUUCUAGAUAAAAAAGAAUUGUGAUGAAAGAAGCUCAAUUGGAUUACUAGGGAAUUUAUGUUCUGGUUUGGACGGCCUGCCAGUGGUAGGCUUCUCAGUGUUUAGGGUGGCCUUGUUUGUUGGCACAUUCGUCUUAGUUGGUCCAUGUUUUUGAUGUUUCUCUCCUUCAGCGCCUCUUUGACGAGGUGCACGCCAGCACUGCUCAGCUCGACGGCCCUCCCCAAGGGCGACGGCAUCCCCUCGCCGGGAGCGUUCCGGCUGGUCUCACUUCAAAACGACGACGUGAAGAUCCUGUGUCACGGCCUCGCCACCAGGCUUAAGAGACAAAUCAGCCGUGUCGUUGACAUGGAUCAAUCAGGGUUUAUGGCGGGAAGGAGGAGGCCGCUGUUGCGGAAGGCCUCUAUUAUUUGUAGUGUUUUAAAUAGCGGGCUAUGGCAAUAUAGUGGCAAAGCUAUAGCGAGGCUAUAGCGGCAAAUUGUACUUGAAAUCAUUUAUCGGCAACAUGCUCAAACAACUAUAGCGGGGCUAUAGCCGACUAUUUAAAACUAUGAUUAUUUGU
This is a messenger RNA of Aegilops tauschii subsp. strangulata, 5041 nucleotides long. RefSeq names its product probable LRR receptor-like serine/threonine-protein kinase At1g05700. Gene Ontology annotation, molecular function: protein kinase activity; ATP binding; protein binding. The record is from RefSeq and is a predicted model, not a curated record. Gene Ontology annotation, biological process: protein phosphorylation. NCBI's taxonomy places the organism in Eukaryota, Viridiplantae, Streptophyta, Magnoliopsida, Poales, Poaceae.